Messenger RNA from Anguilla anguilla (European eel), 3153 nucleotides. RefSeq names its product protein regulator of cytokinesis 1-like. The transcript has 14 exons. Gene Ontology annotation, biological process: mitotic spindle midzone assembly; microtubule cytoskeleton organization. Gene Ontology annotation, molecular function: microtubule binding. Lineage: Eukaryota; Metazoa; Chordata; Actinopteri; Anguilliformes; Anguillidae. The record is from RefSeq and is a predicted model, not a curated record. The coding region runs from base 664 to 2502 and encodes 612 amino acids. Gene Ontology annotation, cellular component: mitotic spindle midzone; cytoplasm; spindle.
GCCAUAUGCCGUAGUCGACUUGGGUUACAACUGUGAACGCUUGAUUGCUUCGAGUGGGAAUCCAGUGUAAUUGUAAAAUGUAAAAAAAGAAAAGAAAAAUGCAACAUGGCUGAUGUCAAGAAAUAUCACAAAACGGGUUUUUUGGAGAAAUGCAGGUAAUAAGUAGCUAACGUUAGCUAAAUUCUAGCUGCCAUGUUUAAACUACGGUUAAUUUCUGCAUCAGUUUCACCAGAAGCCCCCCGAGCCAAAGGCAAAUACCGUUUUUCAGAGACCAUUAUAACGUUGUCGCUACACUGAAGUAGCAAGCUAGGGUUAGACUAACGCAGGUAGACAUAGGGUGCUAAAAUAAUCAUUUGACAUGCUUAAAUCUAAUGUUUUUAGCUAGCUACAGGUAUUUUGUUAGCGUUUCAGCCCUUGGCGCCGAUUGUUUUCCCCUCCGGUGGGCGUGGUUUUCGGAGUAUGACGGGUUGCCCUCUGUCUCUGUUUGAGAAAUUGCUUUCGCUGGCUAGCCAAUGAGAAGCAGCGCAAUGUUUGGAUGUAGAAUUUGAAUCAAAAGGCUAAUCACAGAAAAGCUGAACAUAGUUAAGAAUAGUAUAACUUUUCUGUUUUACCACAUUAAAGCGAAGUAGAGCACAAAUUGCAACAGACACGAGGAUUUUCGCAAUGAGACGAAGUGAGGUGCUUUUAGCGGAGUCGGUGACGUGCCUGAACGCAGCGCUGUGUCGUCUGAAGGACAUCUGGGAGGAAAUUGGAAUACCGGAGGACCAGCGGGUGCAGAGGACCGAAUCUGUAAAGAACUAUAUAAAAGGUCUGCUGGAUAUGAUGAUAUUAGAGGAGGAGAAUCUGCGCAAGAGCUUACGGGGCAGCAUAGAGAAGUGUCGCAGGGAGCUGGACACCCUGUGCAGGGAACUUCAGCUGUCCCCCUUUGAGGAGGAGCGCAGCGGCACAAUGCUGCAGGUGGAUAAGGACCUUCGGACAAGAGUGGAGACUCUGACGAAGCAGAAGAGCCAGAGGAUGCAGGAGCUGAAGACCCUGAGGGAGCAGGACCAGGACCUGUGUGACAUCCUGUGCGCGGACUCCUACAGCCUCGUAUGCGAUGACCAAGCCGUACCCUCCUUACAGCAGCUGCAGGACUUCCGCCUGCACCUCGCCAGCCUCACUGCAGAAAAGGAAAGGAGACGCAGUGAGUUUGUGGGCCUUAAGAAGCAGAUUAUCUUAUGCAUGGAAGAUCUGGAGCAGCUACCGGACACUAGUUUCGAGAGGGACGUGGUUCAUGAGGACGAGGAUGCUUUUUGCCUUUCCGAAGAAAACAUCGCCUCUCUGGGACUGCUGCUGAGCACGCUGGAAAAGCGGAAGGCGGAGACCGCCGAGCGGUGCGGUUUUUGCCGCAGUCGGAUCCGAGAGCUGUGGGACCGGCUGGAGGUGUGCCAGGAGGAGAGGGACGUCCUCGCCCAACACAUGGCCAGCUCCAAGAAGAGGAACCUGGAGGCUUUGCAAGCAGAGUUGAGUCGUCUGGAGGAGCUGAAGCUUGAUCGCAUUCAGGGCUUAAUCAAGGACAUCCGGGUGGAGAUGGCCUGCUACUGGGACCUGUGCUUUCUCAGUGCUGAGCAGCAGCAGGCCUUCACUCUGCAUUGCAGUGAUGACUUCACAGAGGAGCUGCUGGCUGUGCACAAGGCUGAGCUCCUGCAGCUCAAGCAGCGCUACGAGGCCCACAGAGAGCUGUUUGACGGCGUGCAACGCUGGGAGGACAGCUGGAAGCUCUUCCGAGAGCUUGAGAAAAAAGCAACAGAUCCUUCCAGAUUCAUCAACAGAGGGGGGAACCUUCUGAAAGAGGAGAAGCAGAGGACCGAACUGCUCAAAAGCCUGACAAAGCUGGAGAAGAAGCUGAAGGCGCAGAUGGAUGCCUGGAAGGAGCAGGAGGGUCAAGAGUUCCUGGUCAGGGGCCAGAAUUUCCAGCAGUUUGUGGAGGUGCAUUGGGAACUCCAUCGCACCGAGAAAGAGAGGGAGAAAUUGGAGAGGCACCUAAAGAAGAGCCGGCAGACGGAGGAGGACAUGCUGUACGGCACGGUCACGGUCAAGCGGACCCCGUCCAAACACAAGCUCCCGGGAAGCGGAACGCCGGGGAAAACACGCAAGCUCAAUGGCACCUGCAGCGUCUCUAGCUCCGCCCCUAACGGCACCCUGCGCACUGCCUGGGGAACCCUGUGCCUCUCCCCGGGGCCCCGCCCCGCCCUGUCCGUCUGCAAGGGUCCGACUACUCGAACCCCGGGUCGCCCUGGCCGUCCACCACGCGCUGGCCUCCUUGAGCACAACAAGGAGAACCUCACUCCCCAGAAUGGAAAAGAAGUGGGCGGAGCCUCAGGAAGCCCAGCCACCCCACAGCGUAAUGUCAGCAUAAACUCUGUUGCCAGCACCUAUUCCGAAUUUGCGCGGGAGCUCUCAAAAGUGUCCAAGUCUCUCUGUAAGACGGGAGCUCUCAACUCCACUGCAUCACAGCCCUGACCCCAGUGCACUGAGAACAGAAAAAAAUCAGAAAAGCCUCUAAUGUGUUUUAAAAGGUAAACGUAUCGUGGUGUAAUCUGAAUUUGAAUUCAUUGCACUGUAUUCUGGACUUUAGCAGAUGCUCUUAUCUAGAUCCAGGUCUAGAGGAUUUUUACUGAAUCGGUUCAGGUCAAGUACCUUGCUCAAAGGUACAGCAGUAGUGGUCCAUUUGGGAAUUGACCCUACAACCUCAGAGAAGCCCAGUUCUCUAUCCGUUAUGCUACACUACUGCCCUCUGAAUUCACAUGCAGACUCAUGCUUCUAUGAAGAUUUGUAUUUAUAUUUUAUUUAUAGCGGUUUAACACUAUUACGCACGGCCGGUUCUCAGCACCUUGCCCAGUUUAUGUAUGCUACAUCACGGUCUGUAUGCUAAUCAUGAAUAUUUUGCACAAGUUAUCCCUCUUACUUCUAGCUCUUAUUUCUAUGCUUUCUAAACUCUGUACUGUAUGUCCCCACUUCAAAAGGAUAGUACUGAUUUUCUGUACAUCAAUAAUGGGUUAUUGAAUAAAUGUAAUUUUAUUCAGUUGUUUUUUCUGUGUUGUACAGAGAACUAGUUUAUAUUUCUGUAUAUCGCUCAUGCUAUUGGAGUGUUAAUGCAUGUGUAUGUAAGAC